AUGCUUACUGGUAUUUCAGUUGACCUUGGAAGCAUAAAUGACCUUAGAAAAACUGCAGUUAUAAACAAUGAGCUCUCUAGACUUGAUGUCGACAUUGUUGCACUGCAGGAGACGCGCCUUGCAGAGGCAGCUAGCCUACGCGAGAAAGACUAUACCUUCUAUUGGCAUGGUAAGCCAAAAGAUGAGAGAAGGGAGCAUGGUGUCGGCUUUGCUGUGAAGAAUAGUCUGUUGAAAAUGAUUGAACCUCCAACAAACGGCUCUGAACGUAUUCUCACAAUGAGACUCAACACCACCACUUGCCCUGUGACACUCAUCAGUGUCUACGCGCCAACUCUCAUGGCCUCCUCUGACACAAAAGAUGAGUUUUAUGAAAAUCUCUGUGCCACCCUUCUGAAAGUUCCUCCAAAAGACCAAGUUAUUCUACUUGGCGAUUUCAAUGCCCGUGUUGGUAGUGACUACGAGGCUUGGCCUUCUUGUUUAGGCAAACUCAAUGUUGGCAAAGUUAAUGAAAAUGGUCAGAGACUUCUUGAAUUUUGCACGCGUCUCAAUCUUUGCGUUGCUAACUCAUUCUUUCAGACUAAACCUCAGAAUAAAGUUUCUUGGAGACAUCCACGCAGCAAGCAUUGGCAUCAGCUUGAUCUUGUGCUUGUUCGUAGAUCAAACCUCAAUUCCAUCAAAGUUGUUCGUUCUUAUCACAGUGCUGACUGUGAUACUGAUCAUUUGCUUGUUUGUUGCAAAGUUAAGCUCUCUCCAAAAAAGAUGUUCUUUUCUAAGGCUAAGGGAAAGCCUCGUCUGAACACUGCAAACAUGCAGGAUCCUGUGCUUGUGUCACAAUUUACAAACCUUUUUGAAAAGGAAUAUUCAAUCAUAGAGUCAGAUCAAGCUGAAAAGCGAUGGCAGUCUUUGAAAUCUGCAAUGCACAGCUGUGCACUUGCAACCUUUGGUAGAAAAAAAAAUAAGUCUUCUGACUGGUUUGAGACAAAGUCUAAGAUACUUAAUCCUGUUAUUGUGAAAAAGAGGCAAAUGCAGUGCGUGUACAACAAGCACCCCAGUAGAGAAAAUCUGUACAAGCUCCGGCAAGCCAGAAAUGAGGCCAAGCAGAUGGUCAGGCGUUGCGCCAAUGACUACUGGAUGGAGCUGAGUCAGCACAUUGAAAAUGCCUCUGCUACAGGCAAUAUCAGAGCCAUGUAUGAGGGCAUUAAGACUGCAACAGGGCCUACUCAGAUCAAAUCUGCCCCCUUGAAAUCCUCCUCUGGAGAACUUAUUGUGGACAAGGGUAAGCAGUUGGAUCGCUGGAAAGAGCAUUAUUCUGUCCUAUACUCUAGGCAGAGCACUGUUUCUGAGUCCGCACUUGCUGCGAUGGAGCAACUUAGUGUUUUACAUGAGCUUGAUGAGAUGCCUACAAUCUCUGAGCUGAGUAAAGCUAUUGACCAGCUUGCCCCUGGUAAAGCUCCAGGAAGUGAUGAGAUACCUCCUGAUUUAAUCAAACAGUACUCAGAGAUUAACAAGAGGAUAGGCAAAGCUGCAGGUACCCUGUCAAAGCUAACUGAAAGUUUGUGGGAGAACUCCACAUUGAAAGUCAGCACAAAAAUGUCAGUCUACAGUGCAUGUAUAUUGAGCACUUUGCUCUAUGGCAGCGAGACUUGGACACCCUAUGCUAGACAAGAAGAGCGUCUUCAGAUAUUCCAUCUGAGAAACCUGCGUUUCAUCCUUGGCAUCAAAUAUGAGGUUCAUGAGCUUACAAGGAUGAUGGUAAUUAGAGAUGACGUUAGUAAUGAUAUUUCGAGAUCUCCAUACUGUUACAGUGAGAGGGAUUACCAUGCUCUUCAUUAA
This is a messenger RNA of Penaeus chinensis, 1833 nucleotides long. RefSeq lists its product as uncharacterized. The record is from RefSeq and is a predicted model, not a curated record. The coding region runs from base 1 to 1833 and encodes 610 amino acids. The transcript has 3 exons. Gene Ontology annotation, cellular component: nucleus. Lineage: Eukaryota; Metazoa; Arthropoda; Malacostraca; Decapoda; Penaeidae. Gene Ontology annotation, biological process: chromatin remodeling. Gene Ontology annotation, molecular function: catalytic activity.